CAGUCAAAGACUCCCCGGCGAAGUUUCGAGAAGCUGAAAGCAAAGCGAGCAUCAGCUGAAGCAAAGAGGCAACAACACUGAAAAACCUGAAGGAAAACUGACGACAAGUUUAAAGAAGCUGAACAAGCAACAAGCAUAAGAGGUGAUGGAACAGAAAGAACUAGAGGCUCCAGCUGCUCCAGUGCUGGAUGGAGACCCAACAGAGGAAAAGGCAGUGGAGGAGAAGAACGAGUCUGUGGCCACAGCAGUUCCUGAUGCAGUCAUGGCAACAGUGGACGCAGAGAUGGAGGAGGAGGCUGGAACCGAAGCAGCGGAGGAAACACAGGAAGCAGAGGGGAGAAGGAGAAUGUCCCUGAGAGCCUGGGAGUCAGAGGCCUCUGCUGAUGAGAAGCCUCCGGUACCUGACCCAGCGUUUAGCAGGAGGUGCAGCCUCCUCGCCAGCGACGUCAAGUAUAAGGAAGACUUUGAGAAGAUGAAGGGUCAGAGUAUGUUUGUUCCUGGAGCUGAACUCAUCCAUGCCAAGAACAUCAGCGCUGUGAUAUCCAAGUCUAAAUACAAGGAGGACGGAAUGAAGGAGGCUUCCUUCUCUCUGUACUCCAUCCUGCCUGAUACUCCGGAGACGGCUCAUGCCAGAGAGGCUUCAGAGCUGCAGAGCGAGAUUAAAUAUAAGGGGAACACGAAGACAGAGAUCUCCUCCCCACUCUACUGUCUCCUGCCAGAAACCACAGAGACUCAGUUUGUCAAGGAGCUGAGUGAGAUACUGAGUGAGAACAAGUACAAGGAGGAAGGAAAGAAGGAGCUGAGCAGCAGCUUGUACUCACAGCUUCCUGAAACCGCCGAGAUGCAGCUGGCCAAAACCGUCCACGAGUUUCAGAGCGAGAAAAAGUACAAAGAAGACGGGAGGAGGAAGGCGUCCGUGUCCCUGUACUCCCAGCUCCCCGACGCCCCGGAGAUACAACAUGCGCUGGAGGUGUCGCAGCUGCAGAGCGAGGUGAACUAUCGGCCCAAGGUGAUGGUGAGAGGAGCUCCUUCCUCCCUGUACUCCCAGCUCCCCGACACCACUGAGAUCCAGUUUGCCCGAGAGAUGACGGAGAUGCAGAGUGAGAGUAAGUACAAGGAGGAAGGCAGGAGGAGUCUCUCCCAGAGCUUCUACUCUCAGCUCCCAGAGACUACAGACACCCACUUUGCUAAGACGGUGGCUGAGCUGCAGAGCGAGCUGAGGUACAAAGAACCUGGUAAAAAGGGGGCGAGUGCGUGUCUGUACUCUGUCCUCCCGGAGACGCUGGACACGGCUCACGCUAAGGAGGCUGCUGAGCUCGUCAGCGAUGUGAAGUACAAAGAGGACGCCUUGAAGGAGAUGAGUGUUAGCUUGUACUCUCUGCUGCCUGAGACCAUGGAGACCCAGCAGGCCAAGGAGGCGUCCAGCCUGCAGAGCCAGGUCAAGUAUAAAGAAGGCUUGAAGCGGAUCCAGAGUUUGUACCAUCGGCUCCCAGAGACCACGGAGACGCAGCAGGCCAAGCAGCUGUCUGAGCUGCAGAGCCAGGUGAAGUAUAAAGACGCAGGGAACGCGUCCUCCCUCUACUCCCUCCUGCCUCAGACGCUGGAGACUCAACACGCUAAGGAGGCGGCGGAGCUGCUCAGUGAGAUCAAGUACAGGGAGGACGGGAGGAGGCAGAUGUCCAGCUCCAUCUACUCCACGCUGCCCUGCACCUCAGAAACCAGCUUCGCCAAAGAGAUGAGUGAAGCGCUGAGCGAGAGGAGGUACAGAGAGUCGGGCCUAAAGAGCCUGACCCACAGCGUCUACAGUCAGCUGCCAGAGACCUCUGAUACACACUUUGCUAGAAGUGUGGGUGAGCUGCAGAGUGAGAUGAAGUACAAGAAGGGGAAGAAAGAAGAGUCCCGGUCUCUAUAUUCCACUCUGGCUGAGACUCUGGAGACCCAACACGCCAAGGAAGCGUCCGAGCUACAGAGUGAGCUCAAGUACAAGCAGCCUCUGCAGAACGGUGCUUCCUCCAGCUUGUUCCACCUGCUGCCCGACACGCUGGACACAGCCCAUGCUAAAGAGGCAUCGGAGCUGCUCAGUGAGGUGAAGUACAAAGAGGACGCCUUGAAGGAGAUGAGUGUUAGCUUGUACUCUCUGCUGCCUGAGACCAUGGAGACCCAGCAGGCCAAGGAGGCGUCCAGCCUGCAGAGCCAGGUCAAGUACAAAGAAGGCGUGAAGCAGAGAUCCCCCAGUUUGUACCACCAGCUCCCAGAGACCACGGAAACGCAGCUGGCCAAGCAGCUGUCUGAGCUGCAGAGCCUUAACAAGUACAAGGAGGCCGGGAAAGCAGAGCUGACCACCAGCCUGUACUCACAGCUGCCUCACACCAUGGAGACGCAGCACGCCAAGGACGCGGCGGAGCUGCUCAGUGAGGUCAAAUACAGGGAGGACGGGAGGAGGCAGAUGUCCAGCUCCAUCUACUCCACGCUGCCCGACACGCUGGAAACCAGCUUCGCCAGAGAGAUGACUGACACGCUGAGCGAGAACAAGUACAAAGAGGACGGGAAGAGAAGUCUCUGCCAGAGCUUCUACUCUCAGCUUCCAGAAACUGCUGAGACUCAGUUCACUAAAAUGGUGUCUGAGCUUCAGAGCGAGAUAAAGUACAAAGAAGCAGGAAAGAAAGAAUUGGUGAGCUCCCAAUACGCCACUCUACCAGAGACUCUGGACACACAGCGCGUCAGGGAGGCGUCACAGCUGCUGAGCCCGCUGAAGUACAAACAGAGCUCAGGGACAGACGCGUCCUGCCUGUACCACCUGAUGCCAGAAACCAUCGACACCCAGUUUGCCAGGCAGCAGACGGAGAUGCUCAGCGAGGUCAAAUAUAAAGAGGACGGUAAGAAAGAGAUGAGCGUCAACCUGUACUCACUGCUCCCUGAAACCAUGGACACGCAGCGCGCCAAGGAGCUGACGGAGAUGCAGAGCGAGGCUAAAUACAAAGAGGCCGGUAGGAAGCAGACUUCAGCGCCUCUGUUCCACCAACUGCCUGAGACACUGGAGACGCAACACGCCAAGGAGGCCUCGCAGCUCCACAGUCAGGUCCUGUACAAAGAAGCUGUUAAGAAGGAGCUGGCGUGUCCAGUUUACCACCAGCUUCCUGACACGCUGGAGACCCAGUUGGCCCGGGAUCUGACUGAGAUGCAGAGUCAGAACAAGUACAAGGAGGACGGCCUGAGGAGCCUGGCUCAGAGCCUCUACUCACAGCUGCCUCAGACGUCUGACACUCAGUUCGCUACAAAGGUUUCUGAGCUGCAGAGCGAGACCAAGUAUAGGAGUGCGGGGAAGCAGGAGGCUGGCAGCUGUUUGUACUCGGUGAUGGCAGAAACUCUAGAGACUCAGCAGGCCAAGCAGGCCUCCCUCAUCCAGAGCCAGGUGAAGUAUAAGCAGGACGGGGUGAAGGAUCUGUCAUCCAGUCUAUUCUCCAGCCUCCCUCAGACCCUCCAGACGGAGCUGGCCAAGGAGGCCACAGAGCUGCAGAGUCAGGUGAAGUACAAGCUGGGCUGUAAGAAAGAGGCGUCGUCUCCGCUCUACCACCUCCUCCCUGAGACGCCAGAGACCUGUUUGGCCAAACACGUGUCAGAGAUCCAGAGCGAGGCAAAGUACAAGAAGGACAAAGAGGAUCUGCCCAACGCGCUGUACUCGCUGCUGCCGGAGACUCUGGACACUCAGUUUGUUAAGGAGAUGUCUGAAACGCACAGCGAGGUGAAAUACAAGCAGGCCGGGAAGCAGCAGGUCGCUUCCUCGCUCUACUCCAAACUGCCUGAAACUCUGCAGACCAAACAUGCCAAGGACGUGACCGAGCUGCAGAGCGAGAACAAGUACAGAGACGAAGGCAGAAAGGAGCUGCUGUCGCCUCUGUACGCUCAGCUGCCAGACACCUCGGAGACCCAGUUCGCCCGGGACAUGACUGAGCUGCAGAGCCAGACCAAGUAUAAGGAAAGUGGCAGGAAGCUCCAGGCUGUGUCUGCUUACUCCCAGCUCCCAGAGACCACUGAGAUCCAGUUCGCCAAAGCUGUCUCUGAACUACAAAGUGAGAACAAAUAUAAAGAGGCGGCGAAAAAAGAGGCGUCUGCUGCUUUGUACUCAAAGCUGCCUGAGACUCUUGAAAUGCAGCACGCAAAAGAGGUUUCAGAGCUGCAGAGUCAGGUGAAAUAUAAGCAGGAUGUGAGGAAGGAGGCGAGCGGCUGUUUGUACCACCAGCUCCCUGAAACCCCGGAGACGCAGCUGGCUAAGGAGCUCACAGGCCUCUACAGUGAGGUGAAGUAUAGAGAAGACGGAAAGAAGGAGACCAGCAAGAACCUGUACUCGCUCCUUGCUGAGACGGCAGAGACGCACUUUGCGAAGCAGAUGUCAGAGCUCCAGAGCGAGGUGAAGUACAAGAAGGACAAGGAGGAUCUGCCCAACGCCCUGUACGCGCUGCUACCGGAGACUCUGGACACUCAGUUUGUUAAGGAGAUGACUGAGACGCACAGCGAGAGCUGCUGGAGUCCUGUCCUUUACUGGUAUCAUGAGCUACUGUGGCUCUGACACGUUUGCUGUUGCAGGUGAAGUACAGGGAAGCGGGGAAGAAGGAGGCGGGCAGCUCCCUGUACCACCAGCUGCCUGAGACGCUGGAGACGCAGCGCGUGAAGGAGGCCACGGAGCUGCAGAGCCAG
Betta splendens (Siamese fighting fish) is the source of this 4695-nucleotide messenger RNA. RefSeq names its product nebulette. The transcript has 41 exons. Gene Ontology annotation, molecular function: actin filament binding. The record is from RefSeq and is a predicted model, not a curated record. Bases 146 to 4567 code for a protein of 1473 amino acids. Gene Ontology annotation, cellular component: Z disc. Gene Ontology annotation, biological process: cardiac muscle thin filament assembly. Lineage: Eukaryota; Metazoa; Chordata; Actinopteri; Anabantiformes; Osphronemidae.